CAAUCUUAUCAUUUUUAAUCACAACUAAAUUGAAGAAAAGAAUUAGUCCAAUUUGUUGAUGGGAUACUAUAAUCAAAAUCAUCAAUAUAAUCAAAAUGUGUUUGUGUUUGCGGAAACAUUCGUCAUUUUCCCCAAGAAAAGUUGAAGUUGAAUAUGAUAAGCAAAGACGUAAUGCUGUAUUUCAAAGUGGAAUUGACAUAUCUGAACGAAUACAGUUGGAUCCUAAGACACAAGAAGAAGAAGAUCUCAUAAGAACCGCUAUAGAAAAUAAUGAUUUCAUGACCAAAAUCUUAUUUGGAGACAUCCUUAAGGCUGUCAUUCCAACCAUGUAUAAAAGGUUUAUAAAUGCCGGUGAUGUGAUCAUAAAAGAAGGCAACAAAGGUUCCCAUAUGUAUGUCUCCAUAACAGGAAAAUUUGAAGUAUCCAAUCAAAAUUUCAAAAAUACCUUUGAAGAUGUUAGAGUAUUCGGCGAACUGGCUAUUAUCUAUGAUGCUAAAAGGUUAGCGACUAUAAAAGCGCUAACGGAUGCAGAAAUAUGGGUUUUGGAUGCAGUCACCUAUCAACAAGUGCUGAGGAGAUACAAUGUGAAGGAACAAGAAGAACGGGUUAAUUUUUUGAUAAAAAAUGAUAUUCUUAAAAACGCUGGGGAAAAGGUGCUCAAAUCUGCUGCAAACUCAUUAAAAUCUGAAUCUUUUAAAGGAGAUACAGCUAUCGUAACAGAAGGCGAAAAAGGUGACAAAUUUUAUAUCGUUCGAGCGGGAACAGUGACUGUAACAAAAAAAGGGGAAGACUUUAUCCAAACACACGGGAAAGGUUACUGCUUCGGUGAGCGAGCUCUGCUGGAAGAAACUUGUAGGCAGGCUACUGUGACUGCUAAUCCCCCAUUGGUGGAAUGUCUUACAUUAUCCAGAAAAUCCUUUUUUGAACUUACGGAAUAUCUUAAAAUUAUUCCACCAAAAUUGUCCGUAGCAAAGCCUAAUAUUUAUCAGGAUAUUAAACUAGAAGAUUUAAAAAUUUGUUUUACCUUGGGUAUAGGUGGAUUUGGUCGCAUCGAAUUGGUCAAACACAAUGAAACUAAUAAAUUGUUCGCCCUAAAAUACAUGAGUAAGAUUGAUGUCGUCCGAGACAUGCGUCAACAACACGCCAUUAAUGAAAGAAAACAAAUCCAAUGUUCUUCUCCGUUUAUUUUAGAUAUGUACAAGACAUUUAGGGAUAAUAAAUUUGUUUAUUACUUACUGGAGGCUUGUCUAGCUGGAGAUCUAUGGAACAUUCUUUAUAGAGAAAUCCCUGAUAAACGGUUCAAAGAAAAAGAAGCCAAAUUUAUAGUCGGCUGUGUUCUAGAAGCUAUCGAAUACUUGCAUUCGAACGAAAUGAUAUUUAGGGAUCUGAAGCCGGAAAACGUGUUAUUAACGUCUAACGGAUAUUUUAAACUAACAGAUUUUGGAUAUGCCAAAAAAUUACCCAGAUUUGAAAAGACUUUUACUUUUGCUGGAACCAUUGAAUAUGUAGCUCCAGAAGUGGCAUCUAAAAAAUCAUAUGAUAGAGCGGUAGACAUAUGGACAAUUGGAAUUUUUACUUUCGAAAUGCUCUCUGGAAAAACACCAUUCGCUGGUUCAACAGAGAGCUCAACGUUCAAAAAAAUUUUAGACGGCAUCGAAAAAGUUAAUUUUCCAAAUUUUGUACCAGCGGCAGCCAAAGAUUUAGUUCUUAAACUUUGUCGUCAGAAUCCACAAAAUAGAUUAGGUAUGGAUGAAGGAAUAGCUAAGAUAAAAUCUCAUAGAUGGUUUAACGGAUUUAACUGGAACAAGCUUCAAAAUCUCGAAAUGGUAUCUCCUUUUAUGGCAAGAGCAAAAAAGAAUAGAAAUCCAGAUAUGUAUACCCCUGAUAAAAAUAUUCCCGAAGAUGAGUUAUCUGGUUGGGACGAAGAAUUUAAAUAAAUUAUUAGCAUUAAUAUUUAUAAUU
Diabrotica balteata is the source of this 1962-nucleotide messenger RNA. Lineage: Eukaryota; Metazoa; Arthropoda; Insecta; Coleoptera; Chrysomelidae. The record is from the annotation of a GenBank genome assembly.